CGCGGAAGCUUGGUUGGUCGGCUGUGUUGUUGAUUUGGACAAUAGGAGAGUAGAAAACGGUGCCCAUGGUUACACUGGAUACACAACAGCCUUUGCAACUGGAUCAUAAAGAUGAAUAGCAGAGAUUUGUGUUCUUCCAUCACAAACCACUGCUCUAAAGACACAGAAAAGUUGCUUCAAAGAAAACAAGUGGGUCUGGGACACUCAAAAUGUAAAGUGAUCCAAUAUGAGCAACUACGGGACAUGGUAGAGGCCAAACGCCUUUCCUCCCAGCUCUCUCAACAGAAGGUGCAGAAGGUGUUGGAUGCAGCUCAGCUGAAUAAGGAAAGGAGUGUUCUGAGCCUGCAUAGACAAGUGUGGCUCCAGGAGCAUCACAGACUCAAUAUAGCCAGGCACAAGACUGAGAAGGACUUUCAACAAUUUCUUCAUGGAGGUGGAUUCAAAGAAGAAGCAGGCACAGAUAUCAUUUCUCAGUUACAGGAAUAUGAGUUGGAACUGGAACAGGAACGUGAGGAGUUUCGGUUAACCACAGUGGAACCUAUUUAUCAGCUAAGAGAGGAUCUUCAGUAUAGAAUCUCAUCACAUUGUUCAACAGCCAAUCACAUCAGGGAGCUAGAGAAAGUCUCACAGCAGGUUCUGUCUGUCAGACAGCAGCAGGAGGAAGUCAUGGACAGACUGCAGUGUGAAUGUGUGUCUCUACAGGAGGACAUCUGUGUUACUCAACUCAAGGAGAACCUGCUGUCUGCUGGAAUGGAAGACCAGGUAGCAUAUUUGGAGAAGGUUCCAGAUGAGAUCUUUAUUGCAGACUGCCCAUAUACUGAACUCAGAUCAGAUCUUAUCGACAGCUUUCAUUCUCUCACGGAUAAAUAUAAACUCAGAUUAGCGAUAGUGGAGACCAAACUGCAAGGCUUGUACAGAAUUUGUGGCUGGAAUGCAGAAGAUCAUGGGUGUUUCCAGCACAUAAUAAGUCAGUAUUCCCCAAGUCUGCGGAGCCAGCGCUCACUUUACAUGGACAUGUUGCAGAGAAUGCUGCCACAUAUAUCCAAACAGAAACUGAUUGCACAUGAGCGUCAGAGUGACUGGUAUCAUUUCAGCAUUACACAGAAGAAUCUGAUCCUGCAGGGCUGGCAACGGGAUCACUCAGAGCUGCUCCUGAGGGCUCUGAGCAUGUUGGAGGACUGCAGGAUAUCUCACAUACAGCAGCAGGAACUUCAGAAACAGCGCUCAGGCCAGCAGAACAUCUGUCUCAAGCUCAGAGCAAAGCUCCAGCGGUGGCGCAUUCAGCAGGAGGAGGCUGCCGAGUUGGAGGCUACACUUGCUGCUAACUGGUUCAAAGAGGAAGAGGAGAAACUGAGGAAGGAACAGCAAAGAGAAAAGACUAAAAGAGCUCAAGUGAAAAAGCAGAUAAAUACAUUCAAUGCAGAGAAGCAGAGAAAACAAGAAAUGCAGAGAAAGAAGGAUAUGGAGAGGCUUGCAGAACUGAGGAGAGAGAUAGAAGAACAGGUGCAGAAAGAUAAAGAAAGAGUGAAUUUCAGGAAAGAGCAGUUUCAGCAGAAACUGCAGAUGCGUGAAGCUGAAGAAAAACAAAAACAGAAGGAAGAUAAAGAGAGAGAGGAGAGACUGCAGGCUUUACGCAACCAGGUCUCUAAAGUAGCUAAAGCCGACCCAGAGAGGAUGAUGGGAAACACAGUGGUGUGGAGAGUACGUCAACAGCCUGAAGAAGUGUUUACAUUACAAAGGCCACUGUACCAGCUAAAUACAUACACGGAUUCACAGAUUGUGUCUGAUCCCAGAGUGCGUAUUGAACAAGCGCUCAGAACCGCGGGUAUCCAUAACACCCCUUAUGCAAGACAGAUUCUUUCUGAGAUCCAACCUCUAAAGCCACCCAGACGAGACAUGGAGUCCGCUGCCUUCAGAUCCUGACCCAUAAUUAUAUGAAUAUAAUCAUCUUUUCACAUAUAUGAGUCAUGAUUUGUCUACAUGUGGCCCACUGUCUUACAAAUUAGUCUACAUAUUUUUUAACCAUAUUCCUUUGGACACUAUUCAAUAUUUGGAGCGUUGAUUGAUUGAUGUGUCAAAGUCUUGAUCUCAAAAGAUUAAGGAAUAUUUCAUUUCUCAUGAUAUAUCCAGCUUGCCUGAGGCAAAUAGAUCUAACCAUUUUGGGCUUUUUAUAUACAAUAAAGUAUAUAGUGCUAUA
This is a messenger RNA of Carassius gibelio (silver crucian carp), 2197 nucleotides long. Its product is annotated as coiled-coil domain-containing protein 148-like. The record is from RefSeq and is a predicted model, not a curated record. The transcript is spliced from 15 exons. Lineage: Eukaryota; Metazoa; Chordata; Actinopteri; Cypriniformes; Cyprinidae. The coding region runs from base 112 to 1923 and encodes 603 amino acids.